This is a messenger RNA of Penicillium lagena, 1137 nucleotides long. Its product is annotated as TauD/TfdA family dioxygenase. Lineage: Eukaryota; Fungi; Ascomycota; Eurotiomycetes; Eurotiales; Aspergillaceae. The coding region runs from base 1 to 1137 and encodes 378 amino acids. The transcript has a single exon. Gene Ontology annotation, molecular function: oxidoreductase activity. The record is from RefSeq and is a predicted model, not a curated record.
AUGUCAAUUGGAAAUGGACCCCAAGCGUGGAAGACGGAGGAUGUCAAGCGCGACAAUUCAUGGAUUUUGCGCCUGACCUCCGAGGAAGUCGAGGGCUUCCGUACCGCGCUUGCCCACGCAAAGGCACACCCUAAGGCUCUCCUUGACAUGACACAAGCCGAUUACCCGCUGCCAGAGGUCUCUGCAAAGGCCCUGCAGCGCGCCAUCGCUACCACCCAAGACCGCUGGGGCAUGUGCCUAGUGAAGGGCUUCCCUACCAACGAAUGGUCCGAAGCAGAUAUGCGUGUUGCCUAUUGGGGUAUGGGUCUUUAUAUGGGUGUUGGUCGUACUCAAAACCGCGCAAGUGAGGUGAUCAAUGACGUGCGGGAUGCCGGCGGGAGCUAUAAAGUCAAGGGCGGCCGUGGAUACAACACCAAUGCCGGUCUUGACUUCCACCAGGACUCGGCGGACGUGGUGGCCCUUUUGUGCCGCCGCACUGCCAAGGAGGGAGGAACCUCUAAGGUCAUGAGCAGCAUUGCGCUGCGCGACCGUGUCGCUGAGCUACGCCCUGAUCUACUCCCUGUUCUCGAGUCCAACAACUGGUUCCACAGCUUCCAGAACGCCCAAGAUCCUACCCAGCCCCCCUACUACCGUUGCCCCAUCAUCGGGAAGAGCGGUGCUUACUUCUGCGCCCGUGCCAACCGCAAGAACACCGUUGCCGCGCAGCGCGACUUCUCUGAAGUGCCGCGGCUUACUGCACAGCAGGAAGAAGCCCUCGAUCUUCUCGACACUAUCAUGCCGACGGACGAGUAUUGCUAUAGCAUGGAACUGGAAGUCGGGGAUAUGCAACUGCUUAACAGCUUCGUGACGCUGCACUCGCGUACGCCCUUUGUGGAUUAUGAGCUGCCAGAUGAGAAGCGUCACCUCAUGCGCCUGUGGCUCUCCAUUCCCACCUCUCAGCCUCUGCCUCCACAGUGGGCCGAGUACUGGGGCGACGUCCGGGCUGGCGCAGUUCGUGGUGGUGUCCGGGGGAGUGCCAUCACUGAUGACUUCCUGAAAUAUGAGAAGCGUCAGGCCGAGGCCAUGAAUAUGCCUCUGACUGGGUUCAAGCCACUCGUGACGCAAGAGGAGAUGAGUAAGAUUGUCGCGGCGAACUAA